AAUAGUUAUUUAAAUAAAGGAAACAGGGAAGAAACACAUUGUAAAUUUAUGUUAUGUAUUUAAUAAUUAAAAAUAACAUAAUUGCCACACCACUUUUCUAAUACCUGUACACAUGCAUAAUGUAUGUAUCUUUUUUCUUUAAUUUUUUCUUAUUUGGAAACGUAUAAUGUUGUUGUAUACAGUAUCUUGUUUACAAUUCAAUUACUAUGGUGAAAGUAUAACUGUGGGAAUGGCUGUUACAGUAAAAAAACUGAUUAUUAAUGUAAAUUAGGUAAUGCAUUAUUUUUUUAAGUGGUAUUGCUACUUGUUUAAUACUAAGCAGACCUUGACCACAAUCUAAAUGUAAUUACUUAUGAACAAAGAGUAUUUACUUAUGAAGUUAACAUAAAGCGGUACAUUUGGUUAAAAUAAAGUAGUGUUUAGAUUUUUGAGACCUCCCACACAGAUAGCAGUUAAAUGAAUAGUGAUAUUUUAUAACAAACCAGAAUGCACAACAACGUAGUUGAGUGGACUUCAAAAGACGUGGAAGAAUGGUUGAGAAAAGAAGACUUCGACGAAGAAACCAUAGGCCUUCUUUGUAUAGAAAACAAGGUAAAUGGCAAAUGUUUGAUCGCAUUAAAUGAUAAUGAUUUUGUAAUGGCCCCGUUAAGUAAGCUUAAUUUACGAGAACGAAAAACCUUAUACUUGGCUGUGAAAACCCUGCAAAGAGAAAACCAAAAUACUUUAGUUAUGCUGGGAAUAUUAGAACUUCCAAACAUCAAUAUGUACAAUCCACAUAAUUUGCACUUUACAAAACACGAAUACAGUGAAUAUUUUGAGUCUGACCGAAUCACCCCACCCCUUUCUGAAGAGGGUCGCCCUCAACGUCUUCCCCCAGAGAUAUGGAAGGCAUUUCUUGCUUUUUGCUAUUUAGUUUUGGUGACAUGGAUAACAGCAUUUGUAAUGGUAAUUGUGCAUGACCGUGUACCUGACAUGAAGAAGUAUCCACCUCUUCCUGAUAUAUUUUUGGAUAAUAUUCCCCAUAUUCCUUGGGCUUUUGAUAUGUGUGAAAUUACAGGGACUUUCUUAUUUACUGUUUGGUUAUUAGUACUGCUAUUUCAUAAACACAGGUUCAUUUUAAUGAGACGUUUUUUUGCUCUAUCUGGUACAGUUUUUUUAUUACGUUGUAUAACAAUGCUAAUAACAUCACUCAGUGUUCCUGGAACACAUCUACAGUGCCAACCAAGGACUCAUUCUUUCCAAGCAGAAGACUUAUCAUUUUUUGAUGACAUUAAAAUCAAGACUUCUCAAGCCUAUUUAAUAUGGAGAGGAGCAGGUAUGUCCAUUCAAGGUGUACGUACCUGUGGUGACUACAUGUUCAGUGGACAUACAGUGGCUCUAACGAUGCUUAAUUUUUUUAUUACUGAGUAUACACCUCAACACCUUUACUUCCUCCAUACUGUGUCGUGGAUAAUGAACAUGUUCGGAAUCUUCUUCAUUCUUGCUGCCCAUGAACAUUAUUCCAUUGACGUGUUCGUUGCCUUUUACAUAACGAGUCGUCUUUUUUGUUAUUAUCAUACUCUUUCUAAUAAUCAGGCGCUUAUGCAACAAGAUUCGAUCAGAACGCGUAUAUGGUUCCCCCUUUUGUCAUUUUUCGAGUCGGGCGUCGAAGGGCAUGUACCAAAUGAAUACGAAACGUUGAACGAAAUCGUUUUGAACAUUUAUUUUUUUGUAAAAGUGCGAAUAGAAACGAUAAGACGGUUUCAUUUUCGAAGUACAAUGCAAAACACCAAUUCCCCUGCAAGCAACAGCAAUCCUUCUGAAAAUAAAAAAACCAAGUAGACCAUCAACUCUUUAAAGGGAAAUACGCAUAAAAAAUUGUGAUACGUUUUUGCUUGUUAAUUUAUUCCAACUAUUUGUAAUCCGUUUAGGGCACUGCAGUGUACUCUGUUGUUUUCAUAUAUAGUUUAUUACUUAAUUGUAAGUUAUACAGAAAAUAAUAUAUACCUUGUAUUCGUUUUACAGUAAAAUGUUUUUUUAUA
Agrilus planipennis (emerald ash borer) is the source of this 2021-nucleotide messenger RNA. RefSeq names its product sphingomyelin synthase-related 1. NCBI's taxonomy places the organism in Eukaryota, Metazoa, Arthropoda, Insecta, Coleoptera, Buprestidae. The transcript has 4 exons. Gene Ontology annotation, molecular function: protein binding; ceramide cholinephosphotransferase activity; sphingomyelin synthase activity. The coding region runs from base 487 to 1821 and encodes 444 amino acids. Gene Ontology annotation, biological process: ceramide biosynthetic process. The record is from RefSeq and is a predicted model, not a curated record. Gene Ontology annotation, cellular component: Golgi membrane; endoplasmic reticulum membrane.